AAUCCGCGCAUGCGCCCUGAGCAGUAUCAGUUGAAGAAGAAGCCAACAUGGAGGUGUUUGUGACUUCUCCGAGCUUUAGCUUCUGUAACUGGAUGUUUCCGGACGGGUCUCUGGUCCGAGACGUUCUGACCCGGUUCGUCCAGCAGCGGGGAGUUUGUUCUCUGGAGGAUUUCUACGUCAUCAGAAAUGGUCGCCUGUCUGAGCCUGAGGAUGCUCUGCAGCGUGGAGCCGUCUAUCACCUGGAGCCCCGCCUCUGUGGGGGGAAAGGAGGGUUCGGCUCCAUGCUGAGAGCUCUGGGUGCUCAGAUCGAGAAGACGACGAACCGCGAGGCGUGCAGAGAUCUGAGCGGCCGCCGCCUCCGAGACGUCAACCACGAGAAAGAGAUGGCCGAGUGGCUGAAGAAGCAGACGGAGCGCGAGGCGGAGAAGGAGCAGCGCCGCCUGGAGCGGCUCCAGAGGAAGCUGGCCGAGCCGCGGCACCAGUUCACCGACACAGAGUACCAGAGGCAGUGCCACGACCUGUCAGAGCGCCUCGAGGACUCGGUCAUCAAAGGUCUGCAGGCGUCCUCCAGCAGUCAGGUGAAGGUGGACGACAUCUCGCCGUCAAAGAGACCGAGCCGCGAUCACAGCGAGCAGCCGCAACCGAAGAAGAAGAAGAAGGCAGCCGCCGCAGCCGCCUGUUACUGGACGGGCGUGGGCGACAUGCUGAGCUCAGAGGAGGAGGAGGAAGAAGAUGAUGAAGAAGAUUCCCCGUCCUCUUCCUCCAGCUGUGGAGCUGCUGCUGAUGCUGUUACCAUGACGACACGCACAGAGGAGGCGGAGCAGAGCAGCAGCUCGUCUGCUGCCUCUGAGACCUGCAGUCCAUCCUCACAGACCUGCAGAGAGCCCAAAGCUCCGGAAACCUCUGGACCUGCAGAGACCUCUAGACCAGCAGAGACUUCCAGACCUGCAGAGGAGUCCGUCUGUUCAUCUCCACAGCAGGGUGGCCCUGCUGUGGACGUGUCCUCUCUGUCCUCGGUGGAGCAGCUGGAGUCUCUGGGUCUCAGCGUCCUGAAGGAGGAACUCAUGUCUCGUGGGUUAAAGUGCGGGGGAACGCUGACUGAGCGCGCCGCGCGCCUCUUCUCUGUCAGAGGACUGACUCCAGAUCAGAUCGACCCGGCCCUGCUCGCCAAAACCGCCAAGACCAACAGGAAGUGAACUCAUGAACACGCUGAAGUCUUUGUUUCUCAUCGGACCCUUUCUGGAUUCUUCUCCCCCGCUGAGACAGUGCAGCGCGUGUCAUAUUUAGUCGACUGUAACUAAACAUUAUCAACAAAUCAGGCUUUUAGCUGGUUUGUGAAUUCGUCCAAUUAGAAGGCAGCAUUUUCCAAAUAUUGUUUGAUAUUUCUGUCUGUACGGGACUUCUGUUCCCAAAAGGUGAACUGUCAGAUAUCAAGUUUGAUCUUUUUUAUUAAAAAUGUUUCUGAAGAAUAAA
Molecule: messenger RNA, 1473 nt
Organism: Perca fluviatilis (European perch)
Lineage: Eukaryota; Metazoa; Chordata; Actinopteri; Perciformes; Percidae
Gene: sde2
Product: SDE2 telomere maintenance homolog (S. pombe)
Exons: 8
Coding region: 48-1196 (382 amino acids)
Cellular component (GO): nucleus
Source: RefSeq, a predicted model, not a curated record